Molecule: messenger RNA, 874 nt
Organism: Aaosphaeria arxii CBS 175.79
Lineage: Eukaryota; Fungi; Ascomycota; Dothideomycetes; Pleosporales
Exons: 2
Coding region: 292-750 (152 amino acids)
Source: RefSeq, a predicted model, not a curated record
AUAGCACAUCACUUAUUUCAUUCAGAGGAAUCUUGGAUUUCGUCAUGCUCAAAAACUUGGUUCUGCCAGGUACGACAAUCACGGCCUGAAACGCGACCCGCCUCGCGUCCUUGGAAAGCCAACCAAAGCAAUGGCAUCAUAUUGCGGGGUCGGUUGUAUCAUGUGAAUGACCCAUAUAAAGUCAAUUGAUUAACCUUCCUGCAUCCAGUAUUCAACUGAUCACAGUUUCAACCCUCGAUAAAACAACCAAAUCAACCUUUCUUGCCUCCCAAAAUACACGACACACUCAUCAUGGCGACCGAAGACACCGUUCAGCUCAAUGAAGCUCAUGCGCCCCAGCAAGCAUCGCUUGAUGCAUUCGACUCAAUUCUGGAGUCCGUUAAGCAAGAGCUGAUCAAGCUAAGGCACAGCCACGAUAAGCAUGAACCUGAGUAUUUCCGCGCGGUGAAAGACGUUUCCGACAGCGACCUGGCAAGUUUCUCCGCUUCUGACCUCGAGUCGGUUCGCGUCGCAAACUCGGCAUACGGGCUGCACCUCUUUGGCAAGGUGAAGAUUCCGGCUGUCGACAACGCCUAUAUCCACAUCCGUAUCUUCGGUUCAGCGAAGGAGAACACGGAUGGAAGCAGCCCUGACGAGAGGGAGUACAAGUUGCACAGUAUCCAUACCGAGGAGGUGGUUAAGGACGAUGGAGACCAUGUGUUCCGUGCGAUCUUUGGAAAGAACGAUGCGCUUGAAUGGUUUGAUACGUAAUUUUUGGAUACCCCUCUGUUGUAACUACUUGAUGCCGACGGGCAUAUCUAAGAAAUAUUCAUUGUUUCCCAGAUCUCAUGGAACAUUACAUACCAUACCGUGCUCAUCAUCUAUUGUGAUCAAG